CUGGGCUGGGCUGGGCUGGGCUGGGGGUGAGCUAAUAACGCGUCUGCUGCGAUGUCGCGAUGACCAAUCGCGCUCCCUUCCCCGUAAUAACUUGUGUCGUCCUGUUUGAUAUCCCCUCUCCUUUUCUUGACUGACAUUCACUCCCUCGUACAAUCUCUACGGCGUCAAGUCCUGCACCAAGAGCGUUUUUUUCCCACUCAGUGGCCAUUUAAUUGAUUGAUUAUUAUUAUAUCAAAAUGGUCGUCGAACUGAGGAAGCGCAAAGCACCCGCAGCCCAACCGGGGCCAGUGAAGAAGAAAGCAGCCACGGCCAAAUCAACCAAGAAGGUUCCCAAAGCGGAAAAGGCGACUGAGGAAGUGAAGAGCAAGGACACCACCACUUCCAAAGCUGCGGUCCCGAAAGUUGGUGAUGUGAUCUCCUUGGAAGGUUUUGGAGGAGAAUUGCAAACCCAGGACGGCGAAUCGACCGCUUUACAGUCUUUGAUUGCUUCGAGCAAAGCCGGCGUGGUCUUGUUUACAUAUCCGCGAGCAUCAACACCAGGAUGCACCAAACAAGCUUGCAUGUUCCGCGAUGGAUAUGAGCACCUCACAUCAACUGGUUUAGCAAUCUACGGUCUCUCCACAGACUCUCCGAAGGCCAAUACAACUUUCAAGACCAAGCAGAACCUGCCCUAUCCGCUACUCUGUGAUCCAAAUGCCACUUUGAUUGGCAGUCUGGGUCUGAAGAAGUCACCAAAGGGAACAGUGCGCGGUGUUUGCGUGAUCGAUAAGACGGGUAAAGUUCUGCUCUUGGAGCCUGGUAGUCCAGCUGGGACUGUUGAGGCGGUUGAAAAAAUUGUGCGUGAGAAUUCUGUCAAGAAUGGUGACAGCGAAGACAAGAAGGAAGACCCCAAAGAGCGCGAAGAUGAGAAGAAAGAAUAGGCAUUGUACGAUGAUACCCCCCCUGUGAUCAGUCAUAUCAAGUAAUCCUCAUUGCCAGCUACGUCUGGCUGAACCAUAUGUAAUCUAUUAGUGGUGAUGGUACGUAAUAGCGUGAAUGAAGUCAUAUUCAU
Messenger RNA from Talaromyces stipitatus ATCC 10500, 1051 nucleotides. RefSeq names its product disrupter of telomere silencing protein Dot5, putative. The transcript has 2 exons. The record is from RefSeq and is a predicted model, not a curated record. Gene Ontology annotation, cellular component: cytoplasm. Gene Ontology annotation, molecular function: thioredoxin peroxidase activity. Bases 237 to 920 code for a protein of 227 amino acids. Lineage: Eukaryota; Fungi; Ascomycota; Eurotiomycetes; Eurotiales; Trichocomaceae. Gene Ontology annotation, biological process: cell redox homeostasis; cellular response to oxidative stress.